Molecule: messenger RNA, 3558 nt
Organism: Mus musculus (house mouse)
Lineage: Eukaryota; Metazoa; Chordata; Mammalia; Rodentia; Muridae
Gene: Fto
Product: FTO alpha-ketoglutarate dependent dioxygenase
Exons: 9
Coding region: 52-1560 (502 amino acids)
Biological process (GO): DNA alkylation repair; regulation of brown fat cell differentiation; regulation of lipid storage
Cellular component (GO): cytosol; nuclear speck; nucleus
Molecular function (GO): broad specificity oxidative DNA demethylase activity; mRNA N6-methyladenosine dioxygenase activity; oxidative RNA demethylase activity
Source: RefSeq, marked validated
AGGGCGAGGGGGAACACGGCCCACGGUGGCGAAGGCGGCUUUAGUAGCAGCAUGAAGCGCGUCCAGACCGCGGAGGAACGAGAGCGGGAAGCUAAGAAACUGAGGCUCCUUGAGGAGCUUGAAGACACUUGGCUUCCUUACCUGACCCCCAAAGAUGAUGAGUUCUAUCAGCAGUGGCAGCUGAAAUACCCUAAACUGGUUUUCCGAGAGGCCGGCAGCAUACCAGAGGAGCUGCAUAAGGAGGUCCCCGAGGCCUUUCUCACACUGCAUAAGCAUGGCUGCUUGUUUCGGGACGUGGUGAGGAUCCAAGGCAAAGAUGUGCUCACCCCAGUGUCUCGCAUCCUCAUCGGGGACCCAGGCUGCACCUACAAGUACUUGAACACCAGACUCUUCACGGUGCCCUGGCCCGUGAAGGGCUGCACGGUCAAGUACACAGAGGCUGAGAUCGCCGCUGCAUGUCAGACCUUCCUAAAGCUCAAUGACUACCUCCAGGUGGAGACCAUCCAGGCCUUGGAAGAACUGGCUGUCAGAGAGAAGGCCAAUGAAGACGCUGUGCCACUGUGCAUGGCAGAGUUCCCCAGGGCCGGCGUGGGGCCGUCCUGCGAUGAUGAAGUGGACCUUAAGAGCAGAGCAGCCUACAACGUGACUUUGCUAAACUUCAUGGAUCCUCAGAAGAUGCCCUACUUGAAAGAGGAGCCCUAUUUCGGCAUGGGGAAGAUGGCGGUGAGCUGGCAUCACGAUGAGAACCUGGUGGACAGGUCAGCCGUGGCAGUGUACAGCUAUAGCUGCGAAGGCUCUGAGGAUGAAAGUGAGGACGAGUCCAGCUUCGAAGGCAGAGAUCCUGAUACUUGGCAUGUUGGUUUUAAGAUCUCUUGGGACAUCGAGACACCAGGAUUAACAAUCCCUCUUCACCAGGGAGACUGCUAUUUCAUGCUGGAUGACCUCAAUGCCACCCACCAGCACUGUGUUUUGGCUGGCUCACAGCCUCGGUUUAGUUCCACUCACCGUGUGGCAGAGUGCUCAACAGGCACCUUGGAUUAUAUCUUAGAACGCUGUCAGUUGGCGCUGCAGAAUGUCCUCAAUGACUCAGACGAUGGCGACGUCUCGUUGAAAUCCUUUGAUCCUGCAGUUUUGAAACAAGGAGAGGAAAUCCAUAAUGAGGUGGAGUUUGAGUGGCUGAGGCAGUUCUGGUUUCAAGGCAAUCGAUACAAACUUUGCACCGAUUGGUGGUGUGAGCCCAUGACUCACCUGGAGGGGCUGUGGAAGAAGAUGGAGAGCAUGACAAAUGCGGUGCUCCGUGAAGUUAAAAGAGAGGGGCUCCCGGUGGAACAAAGGAGUGAGAUUCUGUCUGCCAUCCUGGUCCCGCUCACCGUGCGCCAGAACCUGAGGAAGGAGUGGCAUGCCAGGUGCCAGUCCCGAGUCGUCCGGACUUUACCAGUACAGCAGAAACCAGACUGCCGGCCAUAUUGGGAGAAGGAUGACCCUUCCAUGCCUCUGCCCUUUGACCUCACAGACGUGGUUUCCGAGCUCAGAGGCCAGCUGCUGGAAGCAAGAUCCUAGAGGAAGCACAAGUCUUAGGUGGAGAAGGAAAAGAUAUCCUUGGCUUUCUUCCUCAAACCUUGGACAAGGGUAGUGUAGACUCCUCUCAACCCAGUGGUUAUAGGACCUGGGUUCCAAUUCAAAACAGCUAGAGAACAAAGCCCACAGAUUCUGAAGUGUUGAAACGUUACUGUGUUUUAGUCUGACUUGGUGUUAAAUUAGAGCACCCCUCCCUCCCCCCAAAUAUUCUUCACUCACCACCCCCCACACACACCUGGAGCCCUUUUGUCUCCCAAGGCAGCAGUAGAGAUGGGCUAAGCCUGUGACAAGCCUCACCUGCUCUCCUCUUUGGCUGGCCACCUCAAAGACCCGGAAGUAGGCCUGGCCAUAGGGUGACAGAACUAGAGACAUCCAUCCCAGCUUCUCACCGUGGCUUCUAGUGGUUAGACCAUCCAAGAUGGCAGCCAGUGUCUCACCGCGGCUGCACAGAUAUAAAUUCAGCUCAGUUGUCAUUAAAACUCCAUUCUUCAGUUGCCCUGGCGCAUGCUGAUGACUGCUGAUUUAGACGACACAUACAGAUGUUUAUGUGUUCCACAUCUGUGAGCGAGCCUUCCUUCUCCCAGCCUUCUGUAGUGGCUAAAACAUGGAGGAAAACAGUGAAAGGCAGUCACCACUGUCACCUCUUUCCUCCUCUGAGAGGGAAGGGGCCAUGAGCCCUGUGCACUGCACACAGGAAGAGGAAGGAGCUACAAGGAGACAGCCAAACCCUGUCUUUGCGGGGCUUCCCUGAUCCAGUGACAGAGACCAGCCCUGGGACCACUGUUCUGUGGAGCUAGUGUUUCUCCUAGAAUUCCCCACUCAUAGAUACUGACAGGUCGUAUGGGGGCUUGAAGCACCCAGUUCCCAACCCCGUGAUGUCAGAGCGUCAGAGAGAGCAUGGACUCCGAUUUCAAAGUGCCAGGAGUAAGACCCACCGCAGCACUCACUCCAUGACCUUUGCAUGUCCUUGGGUCUCAGUUUUCUCAUCUGUAUGAUUUUGGGAGGUACCCAAAAUGCCAACUCCUAAUGUGAAAAUGACGUGAUAUGACAGAGCUACAGAUCUAGAGUAAUUUCUAGCAUACCGCUGAAUAUCCGAUAUGUUCCAGUGUCGUUACGUGAGCUGACCUGGAAGAGGCCGUCUUCCUCCCCCCCCCCCCCCCGGGUCUGCAGUCCUUUGCCGUCUUGUGUCUCGUGGCCCACAUCUUUCCCUAGUGACCUGAGGCCUUUUGGUGGCUGAAAGGUUGACAACAGUUAGCCCAUGAUUCUCUUGUAUUGGCCGAGACCUGCAAUUGGAAGGACACAACAUAGUUGUGGUUUUUGCUGCAUCCAGGAUUCCAGUUAAGGUGCCUUCCUGCCUAGAAUCCACCAUAGAAGCUGCACUCCACCAGCCCCAAGGGCUUCCUGGUGCAGGGACCCAAGGCUCUCAGACCUUGAUUUGUUCCCCUUUGUCUCUGAGCCAGGACUUCCUCAUCAGUAGAGAGUGAGGUACAUUCUCACGGGGUAAAAUGGAACAACCUAAGUAACGGUAUAGGUGGCUUCAUAUGUCACAGGCUGGCCCGUCUCCCCAUCCCCAGCCAUCUGGCUCUGUGGUUUAUUAGGCCCCGUGAUAUUUCUUUGUUCUAUUUAAUUGGGUGCCAGAAUUAAAAAUUGAGAGAUUCCACAUAAAAUAAAAAUGUCUGCAUUCUCUUUAGAAGCCAGAAUACCUGUGAGCCCCUGGGUCUCCAUAAUCGCAUGGCGGUGGCUUGGCAAUGCCUGUGACCUUUGUGCUCUGCUGUGACCCUGUUGCUCCCUGUCACCAUUUUGUAAACCUGCGUCCGUCCCAGCAGCACUUUCUAGAGCUGCUUGCUCGCAUCCUUGGUAGAAAGCAGUAGCGUUGAGUGCUCAGUCCCUGCUCCUCCCAUUGGUCUAAGUUCAUGGUCUGCUUGUAUUGCUGUGCUGUGUGCAUUUGUUCAUACACAAUAAAGAAUUAAACGAUGAGAA